UAAUGUCACACACUGUGCAUCCACCUGACAGACUGCUCAUUGCCUCUGCAUCUACCUGUCACUCCUGUCAGCCCAAUGUGCUGCUCCUGACUCUCACUGAUUACAGAAAGAGAUUGUCAUGUUGUAAGCGGGAGCGUGUCAUCUCACAUAGUAGCCGCUGGCUGCUAGAGCAAACAAAUAAGGAUUCUGCUAAUACUACAACUGGAGCUGAAGGCACCACAGGAAUGUCCAACUUUUAGGGUUUUAUACAAUAUUUUAUUUUUGCUCCUUUUGCUGUGCAAUGAUGAUUUGCUGCAAUGGUAAACUACAUUUCAUCAUCACUGUAACAUUUUGCCUUCUAUGGAUUGUCACGGUUAACGUGUACUUUCAUACCAGAAUAAAGGAUGGGUAUACUGUUACCCCGAUCAGGAAAUGUGAGAACUGCUUCCCAGGGAAUAUAAAUGACAGCUUGGACCAAGAAAUGAGAAAGACUAUGCUGCAGAAAAUCCUGCUGACCGACAUCACCAGGAGAAACAUAUUGACCCAAACUAUGAAAAAUAAUGUACAAGGUAGAUUUGGGGCUAAGUUCCAUCCUAAGCAAAUGACAUCCAAGGACCUUACUUUGAGAUUAAGACAGGUGAAGAGAAAUUACCAAGCAAUGAAUAAAUACAGUGUGAACUUCAAGGGGAAAAUUAACCAGGAGUUCAGCCCACUGGAAAUCAUGUGUCAGCUUAAAUACAGGGUGAACAUGACAACCAUUAUGAGCUCCGACCUCCCCGCCAGUGCCAAUUUCUGGAGCCAGUAUUUACCCAGUAAGACGCUAGAGCAAGAGGUUGGCAAAUUGGGACGCUGUGCCAUAGUGAUGUCAGCAGGAGCCAUGAGAUUUUCAAAACUUGGAAAGGAGAUUGAUUCCCAUGAUGCUGUGCUGAGGUUCAACAUAGCUCCCACCGAUGGAUUUGAGACUGAUGUGGGAUCAAAAACGACAUUUCGCAUACUAAAUUCACAGGUUGUUACUCUGCCUAACCAUCAUUUUCUGGAUAACCCUAUGUAUAAGAAGGGAAUAUUGUUAAUGUGGGAUCCAUUAUCAUAUGAAACAGAUAUACAUCAGAUGUACAAGCCGGAAUUUCGCUUCUUUGAACGAUACAUUAAUUAUAGCAGGCAAAACCCAGAUCAGCCAUUUUACAUCCUGAACCCAAAGAGCUCCUGGCAACUUUGGAACAUAAUUCAGGAGAACUCACCAGAACUAAUCCAACCCAACCCUCCUUCAUCAGGGUCACUCGGGAUCCUGUUGAUGAUGAAUCUCUGUGAGGAGGUGAAUGUUUAUGAGUUCCUACCAUCCAUGCGUCAAACUGACCAGUGUUACUAUUAUAAAAAAUAUUAUGACAGAGCAUGCACUUUUGGUGCCUACCACCCUCUAAUUUAUGAGAAGAAUUUAAUAAUAAAACUUAACCUGGGCGAUGACAAUAGUAUUGUCAAAUACGGAAAGGUGACACUGUCCGGACUCAGGGACUUACAGUGCAAGGUCCAAGCUUAGAAUGAAGAUUAAGGAAAUGUGGUGAAAAUAUCUGAUUUACCUAACCAAAACCAUUAAGAACAAGAAAGGUGGUUUGACGACAUGCUUUUUGAACAGUGCUGGACGUGAGGUCAAAGUAUACCUAUUUUACUAUGUAACAUGUAAAUUACAUGUAUCAUAUGCAAACUUCAACUAAUGUAGUCAUUUAGGAUGUGCUCCUCUGUGAUGGAGCCAUAUGCAGGUACAUCAGUGAUGUAGCUUAAGAAAAAAAAGACAACUUUGGGCAAAUCCCUUGACAGAUGGCCAUAAUGUGUGACCCAUGAAAUUUAGUAUAUACAAUAGCUCUGUACAGUGGCAAAGAUCAUUGAGGACCAGGGCCAGGAUUAAGCUUUGGGGGGCCCAGGGCACUUAAGACAGGGGGG
Messenger RNA from Pseudophryne corroboree (corroboree frog), 1914 nucleotides. Its product is annotated as beta-galactoside alpha-2,6-sialyltransferase 1-like. Gene Ontology annotation, molecular function: beta-galactoside alpha-2,6-sialyltransferase activity. Lineage: Eukaryota; Metazoa; Chordata; Amphibia; Anura; Myobatrachidae. The transcript is spliced from 6 exons. Bases 281 to 1513 code for a protein of 410 amino acids. Gene Ontology annotation, cellular component: Golgi apparatus. The record is from RefSeq and is a predicted model, not a curated record. Gene Ontology annotation, biological process: sialylation.